AUGCGAACUUCGGAAGACACAGACAGGCCUUCGACCACGGCUACCUGCGGCGUGAGUCUUGGUGAAGCUGCCAGUGGUAUGCCAGGUGAUCUGCUCUAUGGCAAACCCCGCACCUUCGCGCUCGGUUCACAGCAUUAUUGCAUUCCGGCACUGGAUAUAAAGUCCGCCUCCUUACAGAGUGCAUAA
Messenger RNA from Penicillium vulpinum, 186 nucleotides. RefSeq lists its product as uncharacterized. The record is from RefSeq and is a predicted model, not a curated record. Bases 1 to 186 code for a protein of 61 amino acids. NCBI's taxonomy places the organism in Eukaryota, Fungi, Ascomycota, Eurotiomycetes, Eurotiales, Aspergillaceae. The transcript has a single exon.